Messenger RNA from Cetraspora pellucida, 488 nucleotides. The record is from the annotation of a GenBank genome assembly. NCBI's taxonomy places the organism in Eukaryota, Fungi, Glomeromycota, Glomeromycetes, Diversisporales, Gigasporaceae.
GCCUAUAAACUUGAUAUGGUUCAGCAUCAAUCAGGAGAUUCGGAAGAGCAAUGUAAUUUCAGAGAUAUUCUAUUGCAGCUAUGUGAUGGUGAAUCUACAGUAGCUGAUUGGAAAGUACUUGCUGCACGAUUUAUUGAUUCACCAACUAUUUUAUCUCCAGAACAAGAUCAUUUCUCAGAUGCCACAUGCAUCUUUCCCCAGAAAAUCGACAUUAACGAAUUUAAUGUCGACAAACUCAAAUCUUUGAACUGCCCUAUUGCUAGAAUUAAUGCCAUUCACACAGGUGGCAAUGAAGCACGUAAAGCUGAUUAUAAUAUAGCAAAAGGCCUUGAGGCACAAUUAUUUCUAGCAAGGGGUGCAUGUGUUAUGCUCAGAACUAACUUAUGGACAGAAGUAGGAUUAGUGAACGGCUCAAUGGGCAUUGUCCAAGAAAUCGUAUUUGGAGAAAAUCAAGGCCCACCCUUCCUUCCCAUUGCACUUCUAAUAGA